AUGAGUGUAACAAAUAAUUUUAAACGAAAAACAUUUCCUAAUCAAAAUUCAUCAAUAACACAAUUGAACGCUAUACAAAUCAAUAUAGUUCUUCUUCGUGAAUAUAAACUUCGUUCAUAUACACUUAAUGCUGUUAGUUUUCAUUUUCUUCAACAACAAAAAGAAGAUGUACAACAUUCAAUAAUAACUGAUUUACAAAAUGGUAAUGCUCAAACACGUCAUCGUCUUGCAGUAUAUUGUCUUAAAGAUGCUUAUUUACCAUUACGUUUAUUAGAAAAAUUAAUGUCAUUAAUUAAUUAUAUGGAAAUGGCUCGUGUUACUGGUGUACCAAUGAAUUAUUUACUUCAACGUGGUCAACAAAUAAAAGUUAUUUCACAAAUUCUGCGAAAAUGUAAAGAAAAAGAUUUAUUGAUACCAGCAUUAAAAAUUAGUGAAACAGGUGAUGAUUUUACUGGUGCUACAGUCAUUGAACCAAUACGUGGUUAUUAUGAUACACCAAUAACAACAUUAGAUUUUUCAUCACUGUAUCCAUCAAUUAUGCAAGCAUAUAAUUUAUGUUAUUCAACAUUAAUUAAUGAUGGUAGAAUAAAACAAACUCUAUCUGAUGAUGAAUAUAUUACAACACCAAGUGGUAACUGUUUCGUAACAGCUAAAGUUCGUCGUGGAUUAUUACCUGAAAUUCUUGAAAAUUUACUUAGUGCUCGUAAAAAAGCAAAACAGAUGAUGAAAGAAGAAACUGAUGAAUUUCGUAAAAAAGUUCUCGAUGGUCGUCAGAAUGCUUUAAAAAUAUCUGCUAAUUCUGUAUAUGGUUUUACAGGUGCACAAGUUGGUAAAUUACCAUGUCUCGAAAUAUCUCAAUCAGUAACAGCAUUUGGUCGUGAAAUGAUAGAAAAAACUAAAGCUUUAAUUGAAAGUGAAUUUACAAUAGCUAAAGGUUAUGAACAUGAUGCUAAAGUUAUAUAUGGUGAUACAGAUUCAGUUAUGAUUAAAUUUGGUAUUAAAACAUUAGAAGAAGCUAUGAAACUUGGUCGUUUAGCAGCAACAACUAUUUCAUCAAGUUUUCCACCACCAAUUAAACUUGAAUUUGAAAAAUGUUAUUAUCCAUAUUUAUUAAUUAAUAAAAAACGUUAUGCUGGUCUUUAUUUUACACGUCCAGAUAAACAUGAUAAAAUGGAUUGUAAAGGUAUUGAAACAGUACGACGUGAUAAUUGUGAACUUGUUGCUAGUUUAAUAAGUACAUGUUUAGAAAAAUUACUUAUUGAAAGAGAUCCAGAUGGUGCUGUUGAAUAUGUUAAAAAUGUUAUUUCAGAUUUAUUAUGUAAUCGAAUUGAUAUAUCACAAUUAGUUAUUAGUAAAGAAUUAACAAAAACUGAUGCAGAAUAUGCUAAUAAACAACCACAUGUUGAAUUAGCUAAUAAAAUGCGUAAACGUGAUCCUGGUAGUGCACCUAAUUUAGGUGAUCGAGUUCCUUAUGUUAUUAUACCAGGAACUAAAAAUCGACCAGCUUAUGAACGAGCAGAAGUAAGUUAUUUAUUUACUUGUCAGUUUUUCGAUAAUUGAAUUCCAUUGAAAUAAAAUUCAAAUAAAUUGAUCAAAUUUUUUAAAUAUUUUACUUCAUUUAAUAUCACAUAUAAUAUUAGAAAUAGUAAAAUACAAUCAGGAAUUCUUGAAGUCAUCAGCAUUAAGGAAAGAAUCGAUUGAAAGAUUUUGCUUAAAAUUGACCGUAUUUCGGAGAAGGAAUCAAACGGUUUUUUGAGAAUUGAUGAACAAAAAAAAACGAAUGAACGUUGAAAUUUAGCUAAGAAUAAAUGCGGAAACUUCGGAUUUAAAUCCGAGAGUUAUGUGUACUUCAAAAAAUUGAAUCAGACGAAUCAGCCAUCCGACGAAUGUGUGGACAUCUAAAUUAUACUGGGGAACCUACCCUCGAAACUGUUGAUUUCUAUUGAGUAUUGCCAAACCAAUAGGACUUGGGACCGAAUACAGAGAAAAUUUGAACUCUUACCCUUGAUUUACCCUAACGAAAGUCGUUUUUCCUAUAAUUUGAUUUCUGUUGGUGACUGCUCAACCAAUAGUAUUUAGAUGGAAGUGGAGUACGGAUUCGAGUUCUCCACCCCAGAAAACCUCGAACUAUCAUCUCUGUGAUCGAAAGAUAGAUCUCUAUUUAUGGAUCAAUUAGCGCGUGGACAAACACAGAACCGAAUUCCGUUUAAUUAUCUUUGCAAUAAGUGAGUUAACUUUCUUGUUUCCUUAUGUUUUAUAUACCAUUUUGUAGCUCAUGAAAUUCUCUAUCGAAUGGUUUAGAAUAGUUGGGGUUUUAUUUGACUAUGAUAGGAAAAGUUUUUUACAAAAACAGAGAAGGAUCGAUCUUCUCAUAGAGAAGCAUAGGAAAAAAUGACUAUUUUUGCAAUAACUCAGCCAUGGCUCGGCCAAUCAUUCUCAUCUUCGAAUUCGACCGAGACAUUGCUAAGACUAAACUGUGUACAACAUUCCAUCGCAGUCGGAUGAGUUUUUGAAGAGUUAUCGUGUAAACGGCUGGCCGGACACACUGACCGAUUCUAGAAUGUACUCACUUUUUGAGUACACAAAAAGACAUAUGGUUUGUUUGGGAAACGACCAGUCUACACUCGCAUACGAAAAUAGGAAGCAAUAUUCAAAUAGAUAGUAAUGAUCGGAAAAAGUAAUCUAAAAGUGAUGAGAACUGGCCAAUAUCCUCGAAAAAUGGAAAGCUGUUCUAUUUCAAGCAGAAAUGGUUUACCCUUACAACAUCAAAGAGAAAUGGUUUUUCAGAAUAACAACAGGCAUUGCUUACGUAGGUAUAUGGGCAAUUAUAUGUCUAGCUGUAUGAAUAGACAUACGUACGAAAAAAUGUAAUGUUCAAAUUUUAAACCUAUAAAUUUUGUUUAAAUUUUGAGAACCCUCAAUAAAAAAUAACAUCAACGAAUGAUAAAAAAAUUAAAAUAAAAAAUUAAAUUUUGUACUUUAUGAUCAACAUCACGUUCUGAUGAUGGCUUUAUUACAGCCGAAAAUUCAACUGUUCAUACUAAAGUUAAACGAUUAAAAAUCAUAUUAUGCAUUAAGUUAUAGGUUUAAAAUUUGGAGAUUACAUUUUUUCGUACAUAUGUUUAUUCAUACAGUUAGACAUAUAUUUGUCCAUAUAGCUAGGAAGAAAAGACCAUAUAAAAUAAAACAAAUAAGAUAAUUAAAUAAAAAACAUUGUAUUACUUAACAAAUAAAUCAAUAGUUGAUUUAUGAUUAAACUCAUUUGAUGGUCUAUUCUUCAACAAAAUUGCUUUAUUUUUCAAUAUGAAAUAAAUCCAUGUUACAUUUUCUUAAUGUAGUGUAUGAAUUGACUUACAAUUCGGAACAAAAAGGGGAUUGGUAACUUAGUUUUCACAAUGAAUUUCGUUCUAAUUAGAUGAAAUUUUAAACAAAUAGUUAAGUCUACCAAAAGUAGUAUUAUACAGAACUGUAGUAACGAAGACUGCGUAUUCUCCGACCCAUUUUGCUAAAAUUUUCAUCCUUCUCCUAUAAAAAUCAUUCUUUUCAUUCAAAAAAAGAUCAUAAACAGCUUCAUAAAUAGAAAAGUAACAUUCCUUAUAUAUUUCUUUGCUUCGAUAUUGUUUAUUGAUUUAAACUUUAUUUUAAAUAGGCUACAAAGAAUUACAUAGCCAAAGCCACGUGCAUAUGAAGAGAAAAUAAAAUAACAACUGGUAUAUAUUAGUUUUCCUCUAUGCAUAAAAGCCAUUUCGUUUAAAGUGGUACAUUCAUAGUUAGUGAUUCUACGUGAUUGUUUCUCGUGCUUUUAUCGAAUUUCAUUGUUGGUAGUAUAAUUAUCGAUAUAAUUCUAAGUAUUUAAAUUGAUGUUAUUUAUGUUUAAUUAUUGUGAAUACUCUUUAGAAAUGUCUUUGUUUCCUCAUCUGUAUGUGUCUAUUGCCGAUUUUUCACAAAAAGGAGGUCAUAUUCGUCGGCAUAUCGUAAGUUGAUAUGUUUUUUUUCUCUCGUCGAGAAUGAGCACUAUUGUUUUUUAUUGGACGUUCAUAAACAAAAGAAUUAACUGAACAUACAAAACAAAGAUAGAAUUGAACCUAUAAAAAGAAAGAUGAGAGACGAAAUGUCAGAGUUUAAUUUAAAAGCAUUAACAAUGGCUAUUGAUUUACUCAUCGAGCAGGUUUGUUAUCUACUGUUUUGAAAAUGUUGUCAGGCAGUUGUUUU
Molecule: messenger RNA, 4212 nt
Organism: Rotaria sordida
Lineage: Eukaryota; Metazoa; Rotifera; Eurotatoria; Philodinida; Philodinidae
Source: the annotation of a GenBank genome assembly